CAUCCACGAGUCAGAAGCCAGCAUCUGAGACCAGCUGUCUGGAUGGCUUCUCCUGAAGAAAGCCCAUCGAGGAUCUACUGCAGCUGAGUGCUGUUCCUCUGCUACCUGUCCACCAUGGGGAAGACAUCGCUGCUUAAAAAAGACAACAGUGAGCAGAAUUUGCUUGGUGGGUCUAAAGCCUCCUCAAAUGGCAGUGGCGGUGGCGGAGGCAGUGGUGGUGGCGACGGCGGAGGCGACGGUGGCGGCGACGGUGGCAGCAGCAAGGGCGGCGGCAGCGUCUCCCGGCAGAAAGACCCUCACGGGGAAGCCAAUGCACUAUUGUUUAUGCAAAUCUUUAUCCACCUGUUGAAAAGCAACAUUGGCACAGGGUUCCUGGGACUUCCCCUGGCUGUGAAAAACGCUGGAUUGUUGGUGGGGCCUGUCAGCCUCCUGGCCAUCGGGGUCCUCACGGUGCACUGUAUGGAUAUCCUGCUGAACUGUGCCAGCCACCUCACCCAGAGACUGCAGAGGAGUCUUGUGAACUAUGAAGAGACUACAAUGUACAGCCUGGAAACAUGCCCGAAUCCUUGGUUGAGAACGCACUCAGUGUGGGGCAGGUACGUGGUGAGCUUCCUGCUGAUCGUCACCCAGCUGGGCUUCUGCAUUGUGUAUUUCAUGUUUAUGGCAGACAAUUUACAGCAGAUCAUGGAAGAAGCUCAUUUCACCUCCGACGUCUGCGAGCCCAGGCAGAACCUGGUGAUGACCCCUGUCCUGGACACUCGCUUCUACAUGGUCACCAUCCUGCCCUUCCUCAUCCUGCUGGUACUCAUCCAGAACCCGCAGGUGCUGUCCAUCUUCUCCACCUUGGCCACCAUCACCACCCUGGGUAGCCUGUCUCUGAUCUUCAUGUAUCUCAUCCAGCUCCCACGGCACAGCAACCUGCCCCUGGUUGCACACUGGAAGACUUUCUUGUUGUUCUUCGGCACGGCCAUCUUCACCUUUGAAGGCGUGGGGAUGGUUCUGCCCCUCAAAAGCCAGAUGAAGAGUCCACAACAGUUUCCUGCCGUGUUGUACGUAGGGAUGUCCUGUGUCAUCUUCCUCUACGUCUGCCUGGGGACCCUGGGCUACAUGAAGUUUGGCUCAAACACUCAGGCCAGCAUCACUCUCAACUUGCCCAAUUGCUGGUUGUACCAGUCCGUUAAGCUGAUGUACUCUGUUGGCAUCUUCUUCACCUAUGCCCUCCAGUUCCACAUCCCAGCUGAGAUCAUCGUCCCCUUCGUGGUCUCAAGAGUGUCUGAGAACUGGGCUCUGUUCGUAGACCUGACUGUCCGCACAGCCUUGGUCUGCCUGACCUGUUUCUCAGCCGUCCUCAUCCCUCGCCUGGACCUGGUCAUCUCCCUGGUGGGCUCCGUGAGCAGCAGCGCCCUGGCCCUCAUCAUCCCGCCCCUGCUGGAGAUUGCCACGUUUUACUCUGAGAACAUGAGCUGUGUGACCAUUGCCAAGGACAUCAUGAUCAGCAUCCUGGGCCUGUUAGGCUGUGUAUUUGGGACAUACCAAGCCCUCUAUGAGAUGACCCUGCAGGCCCACUUUUCCAUGGCCAACUCUACAAGGCUCCACACAUAAUUGCCUAUUUUUAUUUGAAUAGCUCUUUCUUCCUCUCAUCCUCU
This is a messenger RNA of Meriones unguiculatus (Mongolian gerbil), 1646 nucleotides long. RefSeq names its product proton-coupled amino acid transporter 3-like. Lineage: Eukaryota; Metazoa; Chordata; Mammalia; Rodentia; Muridae. The transcript is spliced from 10 exons. The coding region runs from base 115 to 1602 and encodes 495 amino acids. Gene Ontology annotation, molecular function: amino acid:proton symporter activity; glycine transmembrane transporter activity; L-proline transmembrane transporter activity. Gene Ontology annotation, cellular component: vacuolar membrane. The record is from RefSeq and is a predicted model, not a curated record. Gene Ontology annotation, biological process: L-alanine transport; glycine transport; proline transmembrane transport.